Salvia miltiorrhiza (redroot sage) is the source of this 1266-nucleotide messenger RNA. RefSeq lists its product as uncharacterized. The transcript is spliced from 2 exons. Bases 209 to 961 code for a protein of 250 amino acids. NCBI's taxonomy places the organism in Eukaryota, Viridiplantae, Streptophyta, Magnoliopsida, Lamiales, Lamiaceae. The record is from RefSeq and is a predicted model, not a curated record.
AACAUUGACAAGUAAUUUCAUACUGAUACAUUUUUGUCUGCUGUCGCGUAAUAAUCUAAUACUUGUUGAUGAGUAAUUUGAUGUUGAUAUGCAUAUAAUAAUAUCCUAGCUAUCUCGUGUCAAUAGCAGGAAUCUCUUGUCUCUCUGUCUUGAGGGAUCCAAAUUCCAAAAGGAAUAUACAGAAACACAUCUAGUGUAGUGGUUGUGAAUGAAAAUGAUGGGGGAAGAAGAUGAGGUGAUGAAAUUGGGGAAGAAAAUAAGAUUGAUGGAGGAGAAAGAGGUGGCGAUAGUGGUGGUGCCCCUAGGGAUGGGGGUGCUGCUGGCCUACCAUAUGUGGCUGAUGCUCACCAUUAAACGCAAUCCCAGAAGAACUGUCAUUGGUCUCAACGCCGAGAGCCGCCGCAUCUGGGUUUCCUGUAUGAUGGCUGAUCCACUCAAAAACGGCGUGUUGGCCAUCCAAACCAUUCGCAACAACAUCAUGGCGUCCACGCUCUUGGCCACAAUCGCCAUCACUCUCAGCUCCCUAAUAAGCGUCUACGUCAGCAACGAAUCCGCAGGCCUGCAUCAGGAGAUCUCCGCCGUCUCCUCCGUCAAGUUCUUCGCCGUGCUCAUUUGCUUCCUGGCGGCCUUCCUCUGCAACGUGCUCUCGAUAAGGUACUACGCCCACAGCAGCUUCCUGGUCACCGUCCCGACCUUCAGGGACCGCAAGGAUGCCAUUGAGUACGUCGCAACGAACCUCAACCGGGGCGGCCUCUUCUGGUCGCUCGGCCUGCGGGCCUUCUACUUGUCGUUCCCUCUCUUCGUGUGGGUCUUCGGCCCGAUUCCCAUGUUCGUGUGCUGUUGUGUCAUGUCCUUCAUACUCUAUUUUCUUGACACCACCACCAGCUUCACCAGGGAUUUGUAUAGUCAUUCUGUGAGUGUUGAUGAAGAUUUGGAGGCUGCUCUUCUUCAACCUACUUAAUUUGGUUGUACAUCAUUUGUUGCGGAGUUAUAGUUUUGGUGGGAAAGUUUGCAAGAUUUCAUUUCUAUCUUUUGAUGUAUGUAAUUACCAUUUUCUUUUGUAUAAUUCUAUAUAUCUUAAUAUUCCCUCCGUCCACCACAAGUUUGAAACUUUUGGUGGGUAUAGGUUUUAAUCAAAUGAGUGGUGAUUUUUAUGUAAUGGAAAAAGAGCUUCAUUACUGUAUGAAACGAGUGGUUGAGUGGUGAUUUUUUUAUGUGAUGAAAAAAGAGUCCCACUAUUGUAUGAAAUGAAUGGUUCAGAUUGAA